AUGCUGUGCUGCCCUCGCCAGUUAAGUCCUACACAGAAGAAUGAGACAACACUAGCAAAAGUCAGUAACCCACCCAGAAGCGCAUCCCCAGAGAGCCUGAGUAUCCGAGGAGUGUCACCAGCCAAAAACAAAGUGCCCGAAAGGCCUCACUCUGAGCCAUUUAAAAAAAUCAAUCAUAACUUCAGAACUUCCAGAGACAAUCCCUUGGUGAAUAAGAAGGAUGAAUAUAAACCUAAAAAGCCACUAGUAGCCUCAAGGAUGUGCUCUGGGGCUGCCUCCCCGUCCUCAGAUGUGAUGAACACCAGGAUCAACAGGAAUGAAAACACUGUGUGCAUACCUAACUACCUGGAUCAGGAGAUAAAGAUCCUGUUGAAGCUCUGUGACAUUUUACAUACUGAUUCUCUGACAGAGGUUCUGGACUGGCUGCUUCAAGCAAGUAACAAAGAAAAGGAGUGGUUAUCAGCUCUGAUUCAUUCUGAACUAUCUGAGAUAAACCUAUUGACUCGCCACAGAGUGAACACCCCAGAGCCAGCUGCAGAGUCCAGGAAGUCACCCACCUCUGUAACACCCACAACCAAACUGCUGCAAAACUCACAUGCCAAGCUGAAAGCACUGCAUGAAUCUAGAGAAGAACAUCAACCUCUCAGACUGACAAGUCAAGGAUCCGAAGGAGACAGGAUGGCAUCAAAAGGAGCUGAGACCCCACUGUUUAUAAGAAGAAAUAAGAAAUUGCCUGUUACAGAAUAUUUCAACAAUCCAAAGUCUCCUUUCAAGCCCAACACUCAGGAGAGCAGAUCAGCAAGACCAGUGUCAGUAAGGAGUGUGCAAGGCUACAGCCCUCAGAGAGCACUCUAUCCCUUAACACAUCGAAGGGAGAAGUGA
This is a messenger RNA of Rattus rattus (black rat), 882 nucleotides long. RefSeq names its product chromosome 3 C4orf17 homolog (gene C3H4orf17). The transcript is spliced from 7 exons. The coding region runs from base 1 to 882 and encodes 293 amino acids. NCBI's taxonomy places the organism in Eukaryota, Metazoa, Chordata, Mammalia, Rodentia, Muridae. The record is from RefSeq and is a predicted model, not a curated record.